GCGUAUGCAGUGCAUGGAUUUCGUGGCAAAUUUGGUUUUAUCACGUCGAUGAGUGAGCAUUUUUGCUUCACAUGCAAUCGUCUACGAAUAACUGCGGAUGGAAAUUUGAAGGUGUGUCUUCAUGGAAGUAAUGAGGUAUCGCUGAGGGACGUGCUUCGCUCGGGUGCUACUCAGCAGCAACUUGAGACGGUUAUCCGAGAGGCUCUCGGCAGAAAGAAACGACAACAUGCUGGUGGGGUGGCUUAUCAGCCCUUAUCAGUUUAUCAGAGUAGAGAAUCUCGUUCGAAUGACCAAUCGACCGAUGAUCCUUAU
Messenger RNA from Anisakis simplex (herring worm), 312 nucleotides. Lineage: Eukaryota; Metazoa; Nematoda; Chromadorea; Rhabditida; Anisakidae. The record is from the annotation of a GenBank genome assembly.